This is a messenger RNA of Cottoperca gobio, 2081 nucleotides long. It is a transcript of the gene asmt2, whose product is annotated as acetylserotonin O-methyltransferase 2. Bases 432 to 1478 code for a protein of 348 amino acids. The transcript is spliced from 9 exons. Lineage: Eukaryota; Metazoa; Chordata; Actinopteri; Perciformes; Bovichtidae. Gene Ontology annotation, molecular function: O-methyltransferase activity; protein dimerization activity. The record is from RefSeq and is a predicted model, not a curated record.
UGGCUGUACAAAGAGAAAGUCUUUAGGGUCACCACAGAGUUAAAAAAGAAAAAAGGUUUUCCUCAACAACACAGCUCAACAGCGCCCCCACCGGGGACCCGGAUGAUCCCGGAACUGCACCACACACACCGAGUGGCGUGUGAGAGUGUGUGUUUAAGUGAAACUAGUCGCUGUUGUUUCUUAUCGGCCAUCACUGCAGCGAGGGAGCCGAAGAGGAUCACUUUAAUAUCCUGGAGCAGGGAUGUGUUUCACCAGCUGACUGUCGACCGUUUCUGUCUUCUUACCCCUGAACGCACCACCGACGUUUUGCCUGUUUUGGGCUAAAAAAGCAACAAAACUACCCCGAAAGAAAGCAUCAUUCUUCCCCUGUGGGAUCGUGUCAUCUUGGCAGCUUUCCAGACAACAACAUCCAGAAGACAGCGAGCAUAAUAAUGGCAGAGCAUCUGUCCCAGAGUGAGCUGGACUACCCGUUCAAACUUCUGGAGUAUUUCAACGGAUUCAGGGUCUCAAAGGUGAUAUUUUCUGCCUGUGAGCUGGGAGUGUUUGACCUCCUGCUGAGGUCCCAGGAGCCCCUGAGUGCACAGCAUGUAGCCCGGGAGCUGAGCACCAGUGUGGACGGGAUGGAGCGGCUGCUGGAUGCACUGGUGGGCAUCGAGAUCCUGGAGGUGGAGACCGCAGACGGGACAGUUUUGUACAGCAGCACCGACGUUUCUAAUCUGUAUCUGGCGAAAGGCAGCGGCAAGUCUCUUCACGACAUGAUCAUCUACCAAUCCCAGACCAUCUACCCGCUGUGGAACAAUAUGGUGGACGCCGUCAGGGAGGGGAAGAAUCAGAAUGAAAAGACCUUCGGCCUCCCAGCAGAGGAUAUCUUCCAGGCUAUUUACCGAUCAGAGGAGGAGAUGCUGAAAUUCAUGGGUCUGAUGAACUCCUCGUGGGUUCUUGACGGACACGACAUCGUGACGGCGUUCAACCUCUCCUGCUUUCAGAAGAUUGUAGAUCUGGGAGGAUGCACCGGGGCUCUGGCCUGUGAGAUGGCGAAGGCGUACCCGUCCUCCUCUGUCACGGUGUUCGACCUCCCGCAGGUCGUCGACGCGGCUCAGAAACAUUUCUCUCAGGAGAACGACGCCGUUGUAUUUCAAACUGGAGAUUUCUUCAGCGGUGAAAUCCCUCCAGCUGACCUGUACGUCCUGGCCAGAAUAAUUCACGACUGGCCUGAAGAGAAGUGCCUCACGCUGCUGCAGAAGAUCUACGACACCUGCAGACCAGGCGGCGGCGUCCUGCUGGUGGAAGCCAUGUUGUUUGAGAACAGACGAGGGCCCGUCAUGGCUCAGUGCUUCUCCCUCAACAUGCUGGUGCAGGCGGAGGGCCGGGAGCGCCCGCCGUCCGAGUACACGACCAUCCUCAACAAGACCGGCUUCCGCAACGUUCAGGUGUGCCGGACCGGCAAGUCCUACGACACCAUCCUGGCCACCAGAUGAGCGCGGGACAGUUGAGAGAAGCAUCUGGGAACGUAAAGAAACUUGAACUUGAAAACGUCGGGAGCUGAACAUAAACCGCUGCCAGUCUCGGUGCACAUGGAGCCCCCAGUGUAUGUUUUGGUUAGUGAUGUUUUCUGAUAUUGUGACAACAGUUUACACAUUUCUUUCAAAGAUCGCACUGAUGCUGGAUAAUAUUGUUUCUUUAUAUGUAACAUGUUUCUGCAUUUUAUCCAUUUUGUCUUGCAAAGUUUCUCAUUCCUCAGUCUUAGAUGGAAACUCAGUGUUUUCAUCUCAUGAUCUCUUUGAUGAUGACGUGUCUGCUGUCGGUGGAUAUUAAUGUGGUUUUUUUUAAGAAGCAUAUUUCAAAACCUUCAAAUGCAGUGAAGAAGUUCAAGAAAACACUGAGUGUUGGAGCUGGAGAAACAGCUUUGUGUUGUGAUGUGUGUUCCCUGCCGUGAUGAGUUCAGGCUCUGCAGACUCCGCAGGACAAACCUCCGUUUACCUCCAUUAUUCCUCCGCUGGUGUUAAAAAGGUCAACAUGUUUGUUAGUGGUGUGAAAAAACACUGUAGUGUUGUUUCUAAAAUAAAUGUUUUAUAGAUGUU